This is a messenger RNA of Triticum dicoccoides, 1241 nucleotides long. RefSeq lists its product as uncharacterized. The record is from RefSeq and is a predicted model, not a curated record. Gene Ontology annotation, biological process: protein stabilization; protein folding; protein import into mitochondrial matrix. The transcript is spliced from 4 exons. NCBI's taxonomy places the organism in Eukaryota, Viridiplantae, Streptophyta, Magnoliopsida, Poales, Poaceae. The coding region runs from base 637 to 1098 and encodes 153 amino acids. Gene Ontology annotation, molecular function: protein-folding chaperone binding; zinc ion binding. Gene Ontology annotation, cellular component: mitochondrion.
UUCGGUUUUUUGUUUCUUUUCACGUUUUUCAUUGGUUUUAUUUUGUUUUCUCUUGGGUUUUCAUUUUUUAUACUUAUGUGUGUGUGUGUGUGUGCGCGUGUGUGUGUAUCUAAUACAUGUUUAAUAAUUUUCAAAAAAGAUUAAAAUUUAUUGAAUACAUGGUCGACAUUUUUUUUACACAUUUAACAUUUUUUUAAAUGCUUGAUUAACAUUUUUCAAAUACCAGAUUAAUAUUUUUUGAAUACACGAUCACCAUUUUCUAUACAUAUUUAAUUUUUUUAAAUUAUUGAUUCAAAAAUUUCAAAUACAAGUUUAAAUUUUGUUUAAUACAUUGCCAACCAUUUAUUUAUACACAUUUAACAUUUUUUCAAAUGCUUGAUUAGCAUUUAGGCGAGUCUUCUUCCAUCGGACUCGCUUGAAGCGGAGGUAUAGCCGCGCCCGCGGAAAUGCGGGCGAAGAUAAACUUAAGUGGGCCGCGUGCCCAUCCAUAAUCGGGUCUCCUUUGUACAGCCUUCCAGUCACACUCCGUCGGAUGGCUCCAUUGCACAUCAGGAGGAGGAACGAAGUUGUCUCAAAAAAAAAAAAGGAGGAGGAACGGAAGAGGAGAGGAUUCCUCAACCCAGUAGCCACCGGCCGAUGGCGACGACGGCCACGGGGUACGGCUGCUCGGCGGCGCUGUCGUUCCCGGGGAGUGGGAGCCCCUUCGCCGAUCGCUCGCCCCUGUCCCGCGCUUACCUCACCUCCUCCAAUCCCAAGCUCAGGACUCCCGCUCCUAGCCUGCGGGUUUCAUAUCUUCGUAGGCGACUGUAUGUCUGUGCGUGCUCCGGCGACGUUGAUCAUUACGCCUCGGCGGCAUCACCAGCGGAAGCUAGUUUUGAUAUAAAGCUGCCUAGAAGAAGCUUGCUUGUUCAGUUUACAUGUAAUAAAUGUGAUGCAAGGACAAAACGUUUGAUAAACAGGGUGGCCUAUGAAAGAGGAACAGUUUUUCUUCAGUGCGCAGGGUGCCAGGUGUAUCACAAGUUUGUUGACAAUCUUGGUCUAAUUGUCGAGUAUGACCUACGAGAAGAAAAUGGGGUGAACACUUGUACUGAAGACUGAUUUGGAAUGUGUUAUUAGAAGCCAGACAUGCUAAGUUUCCUCUAAAAACAUUAGGUUUGAGUCUUGACAGAUUAUUUGAACCUUGUAGACUGCUUAUAUUGAACAGUAUUUCUGCAUUGAAAUAGCUACCAAUACUCAUUUCA